AUAUAAUACCUUGUAUAUAUUAUUUACUUCCAUCUUUCAUUGGACAUCUAAUAUAUCCAUAAUAUUACCAAAAUUCGGAAGAAUUUUCAUGUUCAAAAUGAGAAAUUUUACUUGGUGUAUUACAUUAUUAAUUUGUACUUUACUGGUCAACAAUAAUCCUCUUGCAGAUAACCACUUAAGAAUAAUUGGUGGAUAUGAGGCUAAGAUAGAGGACCAUCCAUGGAUCGUUUUACUUGAAUCAAAAUUGGGAUAUUUUAGUUACUCCUGCGGUGGUUCUCUGUUGAAUGAAGAUACGGUUCUUACAGCAGCUCACUGCUUUAAUCAUUCUAAACAAUGGAGUAUAUAUUCUAUCCUAGCAGGAACUCAUGAUAUAACUCAGCCAGGAAUGAAAAUUCAAGUUAAAGAUGUAAAAAUACAUGAAUAUUACCGAUCUUCCAUGGGUAUAAAUAAUGAUAUAGCAAUUGUUAAGUUAGCACAAAAAGUUGAAUUUUCCAAUAAGAUCCAACCAGCCCGUUUGCCAAACCAAGAUGACCAAUUACCGGAAGGGGCGCCUCUUUUAGCUGCUGGUUGGGGAAAAACUAAGAUGAAUGUUCCCAAAGGAUCAGAUGUUCUCAAAGCAGUAAGAAUGGAAGUACUGCCGCAGGAAACUUGCACCAAUGAAGGCUGGUUGAACAAGGUGAUCUGUGCGGGUGAUAUAAUAAACGGUGCUGCUUAUGAGGGCGACUCAGGAGGUCCUUUAGAAUAUGAUGGUGUAGUAGUAGGUGUCUCAUCGUAUGGUGUGGGACCCUUUCUAUGUGGAGCAUUUACUAGUGUCGCUGAUUACCGUAGAUGGAUAGACGAAACCAUACAUGCUUUCUAAUUUAUCUGCAGUAAAAUUUCUUUGAUAAUCGGAUUAUGGAAAUUUGUUUCUGCUAUGAAAUACUUAUGUAGAUAGUUAAUUUCUCAAUAUAUUUUGAUUCAAACAGCAA
Molecule: messenger RNA, 968 nt
Organism: Diabrotica virgifera virgifera (western corn rootworm)
Lineage: Eukaryota; Metazoa; Arthropoda; Insecta; Coleoptera; Chrysomelidae
Product: mast cell protease 1A
Exons: 6
Coding region: 89-859 (256 amino acids)
Biological process (GO): proteolysis
Molecular function (GO): serine-type endopeptidase activity
Source: RefSeq, a predicted model, not a curated record